Molecule: messenger RNA, 1836 nt
Organism: Triticum dicoccoides
Lineage: Eukaryota; Viridiplantae; Streptophyta; Magnoliopsida; Poales; Poaceae
Product: G-type lectin S-receptor-like serine/threonine-protein kinase At4g03230
Exons: 8
Coding region: 1-1677 (558 amino acids)
Biological process (GO): protein phosphorylation
Cellular component (GO): plasma membrane
Molecular function (GO): ATP binding; protein serine/threonine kinase activity
Source: RefSeq, a predicted model, not a curated record
AUGGCCACCCGUGUCCGUGUGCAAGCACUAGCUCUUCUUCCCCUGUUCCUUCUCUUCUCCCCUGUGCCCGCAGCUGAUAGCAUCAGCGCAGCCUCUCCCGUCGCCGAUGGCCAGACGCUCGUUUCUGCCGGUGGGGUCUUCGAGCUUGGAUUCUUCACCCCGCCGGCCUCGACGGCGAGGUUCUUGGGCAUCUGGUACAAGGGUAUCGCUCCUCUUACUGUUGUCUGGGUGGCCAACCGGGAAGCUCCCAUCACCGCCGGCACCACCGCGAGCUUGGCCAUCAACGGCACCGGCAGCCUGGUUCUCGCCGACCAGUCGGGACGCGAGUUCUGGUCGUCGCCGCCGUCAAACGUGGCCUUGACAGCUUCCAAUGGAGACAAUCCCAGCAGGAGAAACACAGCAAUUGCUAUUGGCCUCAGCUUAUCCGGUCUUCUUCUUUUCGGCCUCAGCGUAUUCUUUAUGUGGACUAAGUUCUUCACAAGAAAAGGGAGGUACCAGAGCACACGACGGCUCACCUCAUUCGACUCGAGCAACCCUCUCGCUCCGGUCCAAGACAGGAGCAUGGAAGACGAGUCGAGUCAGAGCAAAGGACUACAUGAUGUCACUCUCUUUGACAUGGCCAUGAUUGCCUCCUCCACCGACAACUUCGCGGCGUCGGCCAAGCUCGGCGAAGGCGGUUUCGGCGCGGUCUACAAGCAUGCAAAACUUGCAUUCAUGGGCAUGCAGCACGCAUCCAGCCUGGGUCCCGGUGUUGGGCUUGUGUACGGUGAGCUUGGGGGAGGGCAGAAGGUGGCGGUGAAACGGCUGUCCAAGUACUCGACGCAGGGGCUGGACGAGUUCAAGAACGAGGUGGUGCUCAUCGCCAAGCUCCAGCACGUGAACCUGGUCAGGCUCUUGGGCUGCUGCGUCCAUGGAGAGGAGAGGAUCUUGGUGUACGAGUACAUGGAGAACAAGAGCCUGGACACGCUGCUCUUCGAUAAGGCUCGAUCGGCGCAACUGGAUUGGUCGAAGCGGUUUGACAUCGUACUGGGCGUCGCACGGGGGCUCCUGUACCUGCACCAGGACUCGAGGUUCAAGGUCAUCCACCGGGACCUCAAGGCCGGCAACGUCCUCCUCGACGGGGACAUGAACCCCAAGAUCUCCGACUUCGGCGUCGCCAGGAUCUUCGGCGGCGACGGCGCCGACUCACACACCCGAAGGGUCGUCGGGACAUACGGGUACAUGUCCCCCGAGUACGCCAUGGACGGCGUCUUCUCGGUCAAGUCCGACGUGUUCAGCUUCGGCGUGCUGGUGCUGGAGAUCGUCAGCGGCAGGAAGAACCGGGGAAUGUGCAGCAGCGGCGAGCAGACGAGCCUGCUCGGCCACGCAUGGAGGCUGUGGAGAGAGGGCAACGCGCUGACGCUGCUAGACGAGGCGAUGGCCAGCGGCGGCGGCGGCCGGGAGUCGGAGGAGGUGCUGCGGUGCGUGCAGGUCGGGCUGCUGUGCGUGCAGGAACGGCCGGAGGACCGACCGCACAUGGCCACGGUGUUCCUGAUGCUGGCCAACCUGAGCGUGGUGAUGCCACAGCCGAGGCACCCGGGCUACUGCAGCGACCGGGGAUCGACCUCCACCGACGGCGACUGCUCCUUGAGCUGCACCGCCAAUGAAAUCACCCUCACCGUCGUCGAGGGCCGGUGACACCACGCUGCAUUCGGUUUCGGUUAGCUUGGCGAUGAUACUUCGGUAAUUGUAUUACCCAAAUCACAUGUGGCACAAGCGUGACACAAAAUAACACCACCCUGACGUAAAAAUUGUAUUAAAAAAACCCCAAAACUGAAACUUGCCAUCAAAUAGAAA